AUGUCAAGUGUAAGGAAAGGUCGAGGUCGUCAAAAGAUCAACAUGAAAAAGAUGAGUAACAAGAGCAACAUGCAAGUCACUUUCUCAAGACGUCGUAGCGGACUCUUCAAAAAAGCCAGUGAACUUUGCACCCUAUGUGAUACAGAAAUUGUUCUUGUUGUAUUCUCACCUAGUGAAAAGGUAUUUUCUUUUGGCCACCCUAAUAUUGAUAUAGUCAUAGAUCGAUAUUUGUCUCAAGUUCCACCCCAAAACAAUGACAUCAUCCAAUUCAUUAAUGCUCGGCGUAGAGCUAGCGCGUGUGAGCUCAAUGCUCAACUAGCUAAAAUCAACAACACACUUGAUGUUGAAAAGAAGCUUGGUGAUGAAUUGAGCCUUGUGUGCAAAGAGGCAAAGACUCAGUUUUGGGGGACUUGUUCAAUUGAUAGGAUGAAUUGGGCUCAACUUGAAAUAUUCAAAAUGGCUUUAGAGGAGCUUGGGAAUCUUGUUGCAAUACAUGUUGAUAGGCUUGUAAUUCAUGAUACUCCUACUCAGAUUCAUCCAUUUUUGGUUGACAAUGUUUCAUCCUCUAACAUCGGUUUCCAACACCAGCUAAAUCCUCAACAAGGUCAAAUGUUUUCGUCACAAAGUUUUCAGAACCAGAUGUGGCAUCGUUAG
Vicia villosa (hairy vetch) is the source of this 654-nucleotide messenger RNA. RefSeq names its product agamous-like MADS-box protein AGL62. Gene Ontology annotation, biological process: positive regulation of transcription by RNA polymerase II. The coding region runs from base 1 to 654 and encodes 217 amino acids. The transcript has a single exon. Lineage: Eukaryota; Viridiplantae; Streptophyta; Magnoliopsida; Fabales; Fabaceae. Gene Ontology annotation, molecular function: DNA-binding transcription factor activity, RNA polymerase II-specific; protein dimerization activity; RNA polymerase II cis-regulatory region sequence-specific DNA binding. The record is from RefSeq and is a predicted model, not a curated record.